Rhinocladiella mackenziei CBS 650.93 is the source of this 4722-nucleotide messenger RNA. RefSeq lists its product as uncharacterized. NCBI's taxonomy places the organism in Eukaryota, Fungi, Ascomycota, Eurotiomycetes, Chaetothyriales, Herpotrichiellaceae. The transcript is spliced from 2 exons. The record is from RefSeq and is a predicted model, not a curated record. Gene Ontology annotation, molecular function: actin filament binding; microfilament motor activity; ATP binding. Bases 1 to 4722 code for a protein of 1573 amino acids. Gene Ontology annotation, biological process: actin filament organization; vesicle transport along actin filament. Gene Ontology annotation, cellular component: vesicle; actin cytoskeleton; cytoplasm.
AUGGCGAGCUGGGAGAUCGGUACUCGGGCCUGGUUUCCAAACCAGGCCGAGGGUUUCAUUCCUGGUGAGCUCGCGGAGAGGAAGACACUAGGAGAUGGAAAAGUGGCCUUUGUCUUCAACCUUUCCGAUGAAUCCAAGCAGACAGUCGAAACCACCGAGGAUGCCCUCCUCGAUACUCAGAAUGCCUCCUUACCACCUCUCAUGAAUCCUCCCAUGUUCGAGGCCGCCGAAGAUCUGACGAGUCUGUCCCAUUUAAAUGAGCCGGCCAUCCUUCAGGCCAUCAAGCUCCGAUAUGCGCAGAAAGAAAUCUACACCUACAGUGGUAUCGUGUUGAUAGCAACAAACCCUUUCGCUCGGGUGGAUUCUCUCUAUGUGCCCCAAAUGGUCCAGGUAUAUGCGGGAAAGCAAAGAGCAUCACAAGCACCCCAUCUCUUUGCCAUCGCGGAAGAGGCAUACACAGACAUGUUACGAGACUCACGGAAUCAGACCGUCGUCGUGUCUGGUGAAUCGGGUGCCGGUAAAACUGUCAGUGCCAAAUAUAUCAUGCGGUACUUUGCCACUCGAGGAGCGCCUGGGCAGGCGACCAAGAGCACCAAAACGAGGGCGGAUGCGAUUAGUGAGACCGAAGAACAAAUCCUCGCUACCAAUCCGGUCAUGGAAGCCUUCGGUAAUGCCAAAACGACAAGAAAUGACAAUUCAUCUCGAUUUGGAAAAUACAUUGAAAUUAUGUUUGACAAGAACACGGACAUCAUUGGCGCGCGAAUAAGGACAUAUCUGCUUGAACGAUCACGUCUCGUUUUUCAACCAUUGAAGGAAAGGAAUUAUCACAUAUUCUACCAACUCGUGGCUGGAGCCACUGAUGAAGAGAGGCAAGAGCUUGGAUUACUGUCAGUGGAGGAGUUUGACUACCUCAAUCAAGGGAAUGAGCCCCUGAUUGAUGGAGUGGAUGAUGCCGCCGAAUUUGCAGCCACGAGGAAAUCUUUGACCACAAUCAAUGUCCCCGAAGCUACGCAGAAAGAGAUCUUCCGAGUCCUCGCCGCCCUUCUACACAUCGGUAAUAUCAAAAUCACAGCCACACGAACAGACUCCACUCUUUCUUCAAGUGAACCUUCCCUGGUCCAGGCUUGUGGCAUCUUGGGCAUUGACCCCACUGAUUUUGCCAAAUGGACCGUGAAGAAACAGUUGAUCACUCGAGGAGAAAAGAUCACCUCCAAUCUCACCCAACAACAAGCUACAGUGGUGCGAGAUUCGGUGGCUAAGUUUAUCUAUUCGAGUCUCUUCGACUGGCUGGUCGAGACCAUUAAUCACGGCUUAGCGACUGAGGAUGUAUUGCAACGAUUAAACACCUUCAUUGGUGUGCUCGAUAUUUACGGCUUCGAACAUUUUGCGAAAAAUUCUUUUGAACAGUUUUGCAUCAAUUACGCCAACGAAAAGCUCCAGCAAGAAUUCAACCAGCACGUAUUCAAGCUUGAACAGGAAGAAUACAUGAGGGAACAGAUUGACUGGACUUUUAUCGACUUUUCCGACAACCAACCUUGCAUUGAUCUUAUUGAGGGAAAACUUGGUAUCUUAUCCCUCCUGGACGAGGAAUCUAGGCUUCCUAUGGGCUCAGACGAACAGUUUGUGACGAAAUUGCAUCACCACUUCGCCGCCGAUAAACAAAAGUUCUACAAGAAGCCUCGAUUCGGCAAAUCUGCGUUUACAGUAUGCCAUUAUGCCCUUGAUGUGACCUAUGAAUCCGAUGGCUUUAUCGACAAAAACCGAGAUACGGUCCCGGAUGAGCAAAUGGAAGUGCUUAAGAAGUCUACCAAUGCGUUCCUGGUCGGAGUCUUGGAUGUUGCUGCUGCGGUCCGAGAAAAAGACACUGCUCAAACAAGCUCAAAGACUGUUGCUCCUGGGGGUGGUCGCCGAGUUGGUGUCGCUGUGAACCGCAAACCCACUCUCGGGGGUAUUUUCAAGAGCUCUCUCAUCGAACUCAUGCAAACCAUCAAUUCUACCGAUGCGCAUUACAUUCGAUGCAUCAAGCCCAACGAGGCCAAGGAGUCCUGGAAAUUCGAGGGCCCCAUGGUUUUGAGUCAGCUCAGGGCAUGUGGUGUCCUUGAAACCGUUCGAAUUAGUACUGCUGGCUACCCAACACGAUGGACAUAUGAAGAAUUCGCUUUGAGGUACUACAUGUUGUGCCGGUCUUCAGAAUGGACAACGGAAAUCCGCAAAAUGGCUCAGAAUAUUUUGGUCAAAGCCUUGGGGGAAAGAGCUCACGAAAAGACUGACAAGUAUCAACUUGGUCUGACGAAGAUUUUCUUCCGCGCAGGCAUGCUUGCAUUUCUGGAAAAUCUCCGUUCAGCGCGCCUAAAGCAGUGCGCCAUCAUGAUCCAGAAAAAUCUGCGGGCCAAAUAUUAUCGCCACAAAUAUCUCGAUGCCCGUCAGUCUAUCCUGAAUUUUCAGACUGCCACUCGUGCGUUCCUUGCCAGGCGUCGGGCCGAGGAGACGAGGCAAAUCAAAGCAGCCACCGACAUUCAACGAGUCUGGAGGGGACAAAAGGCACGAAAGAACUACAAUCAGAUCAGAAAGGACCUUAUUCUUUUCGAAUCUAUUGCCAAAGGUUAUCUUUGCAGGAAAAACAUCCUCGAGACACGUAUUGGAAAUGCCGCCAUUACUAUUCAGAGAGCAUUCCGAUCGUGGCGAUCAAUUCGGGCCUGGAGACAGCAUCGCAGGAAGGUCGUCAUCAUACAAAACUUGUGGCGUGGCAAGGUCGCCCGAAGAGACUAUAAGAAAAUGCGCGAGGAGGCCCGAGAUCUCAAACAAAUUUCCUACAAGCUUGAGAACAAGGUCGUGGAGCUCACACAAUCACUUGGAGCGCUGAAGCGAGAAAACAAAUCGUUGCUCACACAAUUGGAGAGCUACGAGGGUCAACUGAAAUCUUGGAGGUCCAGACAUAAUGCCUUGGAGACACGAUCACGAGAAUUGCAAACGGAAGCAAAUCAAGCCGGCAUUGUAGCAGCGCGCUUGAGCGCCCUGGAGGAAGAGCACGCUAAGCUACAAGCUAGUCAUGAUGAACACAUGGGCAAUGCAAAGAGAUUGCAAGAGGAAGAGCGAAAACUUCGGGAGUCACUGCAAACCUCGAACUCGGAAUUGGAAAGAUUGCGACAAUCAGCCGCUACGCAUGAAAGCGAGAGAGGCACGCUGCGACAGCAGAUUAACGAAUUACAAGAUCAACUGGAAAUUGCAAGAAGGGCACCACCUCCACCGUCAACAAAUGGUGUCAAUGGGGAAUAUGCCAAUGGCAACGUUCCACCUGCGAACGGUCUCAUCAAUCUGGUUUCUUCCAAGAAACCCCUUAAGAGACGUAGUGCUGGAGCUGCCGAACGAAGUGAAACCGAUAGGUAUAGUGCUGCUUACAGUGCACGACCUGUGUCGAUGGCAAUUGACACUCAAGCUAAGACAUUGUCCGGCUCGACAUUUAAUCCCGGUCUGGAUAGCGUUGAGAUGGAACUGGAGAACCUCCUCGCUCAGGAAGACGAGCUCAAUGAUGAAGUCACCAUGGGUCUCAUCAGAGGCAUCAAGAUUCCUCAGCCAGGAGCGAAUCCGGCACCAACAGACAAAGAAGUCUUGUUCCCAUCCUAUCUCAUUAAUCUGGUCACAUCCGAGAUGUGGAACAAUGGAUUCGUCAAGGAGUCAGAACGAUUCCUCGCCAAUGUCAUGCAAUCAAUCCAGCAAGAAGUCAUGCAACACGAAGGAGACGAGGCCAUUAAUCCUGGAGCAUUCUGGCUGUCUAAUGUUCACGAAAUGCUAUCCUUUGUCUUUCUCGCUGAAGACUGGUACGAGGCUCAAAAGACGGACAACUACGAGUACGACAGAUUGCUCGAGAUUGUCAAACACGAUCUGGAAAGCCUUGAGUUUAACAUCUAUCAUACUUGGAUGAAGGUGUUGAAGAAGAAAUUGCACAAGAUGAUUGUUCCUGCGAUCAUUGAAUCUCAAUCCCUUCCGGGUUUCGUCACGAAUGAGAGCAAUCGGUUCCUUGGGAAAUUGCUCCCUUCAAACAACACUCCAGCGUAUAGCAUGGACAACCUUUUGAGCCUAUUGAACAACGUUUUCAAAGCUAUGAAGGCCUACUACCUCGAAGACUCCAUCAUCACACAAACUGUGACUGAACUUCUCCGACUCGUUGGUGUCACAGCAUUCAACGAUCUCCUCAUGCGCCGCAACUUCUUGUCGUGGAAGCGAGGUCUACAAAUCAACUAUAACAUCACCAGAAUCGAAGAAUGGUGCAAGAGCCACGACAUGCCUGAAGGAACUUUGCAACUUGAACAUCUCAUGCAAGCGACCAAACUCCUACAGCUCAAGAAAGCAACAUUGAACGACAUUGAAAUCAUCCAAGACAUCUGCUGGAUGCUCUCACCCAACCAGAUCCAGAAACUUCUGAACCAAUACCUCGUCGCCGACUACGAGCAACCCAUCAAUGGAGAGAUCAUGAAAGCCGUCGCCUCUCGUGUCACUGAGAAGAGUGAUGUUCUCCUCCUGGCCGCCGUCGACAUGGAAGAUAGCGGUCCCUAUGAAAUUGCUGAGCCCAGAGUCAUCACCGCACUUGAGACAUAUACCCCGUCAUGGCUUCAAACACCUCGCUUGAAACGACUUGCGGAGAUCGUCUCCGCUCAAGCCAUGGCUCAGCAAGAACGAGGAGACCUUCCCGACGGUGUUAUUAGUGACAUUGAAGCCGCUUAA